GGCAAGUACAACAACGAAAUAACGUACGGCUAAGCCAAACAGUUGCUUCCACUGUACUAGUAACGCACUUGUUGCGAGAAAGUCAGCAGGUAUCUCAAAGAUAAGCUAGGGAGAGACUUUACUUGAAGAUGAGCAAGCUCAGCGCAACUCAAGCUCAAGCCGGAACUAUCGAGUCCAUUGGCCAAGAGAAUGAUGGCAAGGGAGUGACUGCAGAUGAUGCACCUCCACAGAGAGAGCAAUGGAGUAGCAAGUUGGAUUUCUUACUCGCGCUGAUUGGGUUCUCCGUCGGCCUUGGCAAUGUGUGGAGGUUUCCGUACUUGUGUUAUAAAAAUGGAGGAGGUGCGUUCCUCAUCCCGUAUCUGAUAUGUCUGGUUAUUGGAGGUGUACCUCUACUUCUCUUGGAGCUAGGACUGGGUCAAUUAAUGGCCCAGGGGGGCAUCGGUGUCUGGAAACUUGCCCCACUCUUCAAGGGUAUAGGAAUAGCAAGUUUUGUUAUAGUAACACUGCUCAACAUCUACUACAACGUGAUCCUAGCUUGGUCGCUUUACUACUUGUUCAUGUCCUUCGCUGCUGUGGUGCCAUGGUCCCACUGUAACAAUCCCUUCAACACAGAUCUCUGUAAAGAUCCAACUGGGUAUGGUGUACAGGGAACUGACCUCUGGAGAUGCGAUUACAUCAAUAAGAAUGAGACAUAUCCAACUGAUGUUCCGUUAAUAACCGACUUGACAAAUGCCACUGAUGACCAGCUGAAUUGUACAGUGAUUGGAGCCACGAACAGAACAAGCUCUGUGACAGAAUUUUGGGAACGUAAGAUCUUACAGAUUCAUCUAUCAACUGGGCUGGAAGACAUCGGUGGAUUUAACUGGCAGUUGACGCUGUGUUUACUGCUAGCUUGGGCCUUGGUGUAUUUAUGUGUCUUCAAAGGAGUCAAAAGCUCAGGGAAGGUAGUAUAUUUCACUGCAACAUUCCCGUAUAUUUUCAUCACCAUUCUCUUCGUGCGGGCUAUAACUCUUGAGAACGCCGUGGAAGGAUUGAAGUUCUACGUGGAACCCAAUGCCACCAGGUUAUUGGAUGGCAAGGUGUGGCUUGAUGCUGCUACCCAGAUCUUCUUUUCCUACUCUCUGGGGCUUGGUAACAUGGCUGCAUUAGGUAGCUACAAUGCAUACAAUCACAACUUCUUCAGGGAUGGCAUCAUAUUUGCAGUAGUAAACAGCGGCACGAGUCUGUACUCAGGUGUAGUGAUAUUCGCAGUGCUUGGAUUCAUGGCUGGACAGCAGGGUGUACCGGUGGCGGACGUAGUAGAAUCAGGUCCUGGUCUUGCUUUCAUAGCCUACCCAGAAGCCGUUGUCCAAAUGCCAAUCACUCCACUCUGGGCCAUCUUGUUCUUCGUCAUGCUUCUACUGCUCGGUAUCGACAGUGAGUUUGUAGGCGUUGAAGGAAUGAUAACUGCCAUUAUUGACUUCUUCCCUUCGAUGCAAAGAGGCAACAAACGCCCUUUAUUCGUCUUAGGCAUUUGUACUAUGCUGUUCCUGGCAGGUCUCCCAAUGACGUGUCAUGGCGGUAUGUACGUGUUCCAACUAUUUGACAACUAUGCUGCAAGUGGUUUUGCGUUAUUAUGGGUGGCCUUUUUUGAAGCUACUGUCAUUGGAUGGGUGUACGGGGCUGAAAACUUAUACCGUGAUUUUGAGGACAUGUUGGGCUGGCGUCCCAAUCCUUAUCUGAAAAUAUGCUGGAUGGUCGUUACGCCUGUCUUCACACUGGGUAUUUGCAUCUUCAGCUUAGUGAGUUAUCGGCCAUUAGAAUUUGGCGAUUACUCGUACACAGAGGUUGGCCAGGCCAUUGGCUGGCUCAUGGCUCUAGCAUCAAUGGUUCAAAUUCCAUUCUUUGUUGUGUAUCAGAUGAUUAUGGCACAAGGAAGCCUAAAAGAGCGUUGGGUUUUACUUACAACUCCUAAACGGACACCACGCAGUGACAAGUUACCCAUUCAGGUAUUGCAAACUAGCGCCCCUUUUGGAAUAGACAAUGUGAACAUGGAGUUGCCAUCUUACGAUGAGGUCAACAUGUAAGACGUCCCUGUACAAUACAGUAUUGUAGCCAGCAGGGCAGAUUUUAAUCGAAAUAAAGAUGAAUUCUAUUUUUAGUUUAAUUACAUUAUUUUAUACACACAUUUUUUGUAGUUUUAUCCUAGUUAUUUUGAAAAUAAACUCAUAGUUUUGUUCAAUUACUACAAUGCCUAUGCUAAGUUUUGAUAUUGGUUUAUUGGUUAAUUGAUUUGAUUUAUUCAAUGUGGUUUUUGUCGACGGGAAAACUAGGUGGUGAAUUCGCGGUUACCAUGAAUCUCUUUAUAGGCAGCUUUGGUAACCGGCCGAUUGGCUUCUUUUGAUUAUUAUAACACCCCUUGCAAGUAUACUGCCUGCUCAUUGGUUUAGAGCGCGUCACAUGACAUGUCUUAGUU
This is a messenger RNA of Asterias rubens (European starfish), 2455 nucleotides long. Its product is annotated as sodium- and chloride-dependent taurine transporter-like. Lineage: Eukaryota; Metazoa; Echinodermata; Asteroidea; Forcipulatida; Asteriidae. The transcript has 13 exons. Gene Ontology annotation, cellular component: membrane. The record is from RefSeq and is a predicted model, not a curated record. The coding region runs from base 129 to 2066 and encodes 645 amino acids. Gene Ontology annotation, biological process: sodium ion transmembrane transport.